This is a messenger RNA of Penaeus vannamei (Pacific white shrimp), 2148 nucleotides long. NCBI's taxonomy places the organism in Eukaryota, Metazoa, Arthropoda, Malacostraca, Decapoda, Penaeidae. The record is from RefSeq and is a predicted model, not a curated record.
UCCUCAGUGGCGUCGGGUGAACAUUUGUUCCCGCUAAAAGAGUCGCAGGAAUUUGUCUUUUUCUCGUCGAAAUCAUCACGUAACGAAGAAAUGGAUGCAGACGGAGACGGGGCCGAGGAGGGCCUUGGGGCAGCUGCCGGGGCUUGGACGACGGCCACCUACCAGACUCAGGGGCUUAGCAACGUUGUGCAUAUUAUUGUACCAGACCUUACCUGCAUACCUCAAGGUCAGCCGAAUGAUGCCCUGGCCACUGCAUUCAGUGAGGUUGCAAACAGUGGGGGUUUGGUUGGCCAUGAGGACCCAGGGUCAGCACAAGGUGUUAAGGAUUCCCUCGCUGCCCUUGCAGCUGCAGCAGAACUUGACCAAGUGCGGAACGAUGUUGCUGCAGUGGAACACAUGAUGGAGGAGACAAAAUACAGCCAUCUUGGCAACAGUGGGGAGCAACAAGGUGUUGCUGUAAUGCCAGAAGAUGCAGAUGGAUUGCAUCAUAGUGUGGUUGUGAACCUUCCUAUUGAGCAGGAAAAGACAGUCACCAUGGUACCACUACCCCUAGCCCCAUUUCUUCAGCCCGAGGAUCCAGAUGCCACCUUUUAUAAUGAAGUCUAUCACUACCUUAGAUCAGGGUCCUUUCCCGAAGGUGCGACCGACACAUAUAAAAAAGCAAUCAGGAAAAGAGCUACAAAUUAUUUGAUAAAUGAGGAAGGAACAUUAUCUUAUGGACAUAAGAUGCCCAAAGAAGUCAUCACAAGUGCAGAAAAACAGAGGAGCAUAAUUGAAUUAGAACAUGUCGACCAUACAACAGGUGUACAUUUUGGAGUGAAGAAGAUGUACAGUAGUAUUUUUAGUAAGUACUAUUGGCGCACCAUCUAUGUUGAUGUUGGCAACUACUGUAGGCGAUGUGAAAAGUGCACAGAGGUUGCUGUGUCCAGUUUUCGUGAUCUUGUCCCGGGAGAACAAGGAGAAGAUUCAUUAGGGGAUGAAAUAAACCGUGUCACAACACUGCCUACUGAUCGCAUUAUCCGUGUUUGGAAAAAGGUCCAGAUUAAAAUUCAUGGCCCAUAUAACAGAACAGUAUAUGGGAAUGAAAUGCUGCUGACAAUUAUCGAUCCCUUCUCAAAGUGGAUUGUGGCUCAGGCUAGUACUGAGGUUGGGCUUGAAGUUCAUUGUGCCAGAUUUAUCUUUGAUACCUUCUGUCAGUAUGGCUUUGCACAAUGCCAUGUUGUUGGAAUGACUUCAGAAAUGUUUGAAAGGAUGCAAGCAUGUUACAAAGAAAAGUUUGAUAGUGCUCAAGAUGUCUUAAGAACCCUGGUCCCCUUUGAUUCAGAAGAUGCCCAACAAAGUUUCCUCUUCACUCUGCAGGAAGAGUCACAUGAAUGUGCUUGGGCAGGUGAAAUGUUGGACCAUUUUUGCAAUGAGAACCCAACAACGUGGGAUCAGGAAGUGAACAGAUACCUCUUCCAGUUCCGAACUACAGCAACUUCACUUGGCGGAGUCACACCUUUUAAUGUCAUGUUUGCUCGUAACCCAACAGGGUAUGUUAGUGAGGAAGAGAAGGAAAACAUCAAUAUUCUGGAAGAAGAGAAAGCACUUGAAGUUCCAGCCAAAAGAAGAAGGCUGCAGAGUUCGACGCUUCAGACGUACAGAAAGACGCAUAGACAAGCAAGCGUAAAAUCCGGCAGUUCGCGCCUCAGGAGAUGCUUUCCCUCGCCAAGCACAAGGCAGACGGAUGUCACGUUUUCUCCGGCUCCGACCAACAAAAACGGUGGGCGUUCAACUGAGCGGCGGCGGCGAGUUAUCGCGGCGCCUCGGAACUUCCGCCGUCGCUUUUUGAGCGCUCGCCCUCGACUGCGCCCGGGGCUCCACGGCGGCCACUCGUCCAAGUCUACGUCCUCUACCUACGCCUACGUCUACGUCUACGCCUACGUGUACGACCGUCUACGUCUACGUCUACUCUACGCCUACGUCUACGCCUACGUCUACGCCAACAUCACCCUCUCUCCCGCUCUUGCCUCAUCAACAUCGGCAUCUCUUUCGGGCAUUUCUCGUUUCAUCCGGAACCUCUCCGAUCUCCUCGCCGAAAACAACAGAAGCCUCGUGUCCUCUUGGGUCAAACGCGACCACCAAGGCUCUCACUCAGAUGAGCCUUAG